AUGAGCUCCCCCGAUGAGGUGUCCGUUUUGGGGGCCGAUCUGGGCCCAGAGGGUGGCGACCAGGCCGGCGCCCACACCGCAAGCCCCGGAGCCCCAUGGGGCCGGGGCCAUGGCCACGGCCGUGGCCUUGAUUUGGGGGCACAGCGCAGUGGUGAGGGGCAGGGCGAGAGCCGGUUCGCAGAUCCCGAGGGCUUCAGCUUCGAGUCUGAGAGUGAAAUGAUAAAGCAGCAAAGGGUGGUGCUCUGGCGACAGGAAGGCCGGCCUGGCACCCCGGUUGACGCCCGGGGGGUCGGUCCCAGUGGGAGAGGCGCUCCGGGCGCCAGCCCAGGAGAAUGGCAGCAGGCCUCCGCCGGCCCUCUCCGCCUCGGUGGUCCUGGGACAGGCGCGGCCUGGGAGAACCCGGAAAGGGGCUCGAAGAGCACCAGUGUGAGCGUCCCAGUGGAUCCCCAGCAACCCUCCGCGGAAGGCCCCGCUGUGCUGUCUGAGGACGCGGACUCUGAUGCCACAGAUGAGAGCAGCCACUUACCGGUGAUUAGGGUAAUCAUUCGCACCAAAGAAGGAAGCCAGGUCAAGCCCGGAAGCCCCAAGAAGCCAGCAGACACUUGCAGACUCCCGAGUUUCCACCGCAGGGAGAGCAACCGUCAAGUUCAGGACCCUCUCCUGAUCUCUGCUCCCCACAGACUCACUCCAGCCGUGGAGGGGCCCGCCGUGGGAAAGCUGGACGCGUCUUCCUCGAAGAAAAUGCGGAGCACGGCCUGGGGAAAGGUGGGGGUCAGGCCCAGCUGCUCAGGAGCUGCUGUUACAGGGCCAGUACCCCGGGGCUCUCCAGGAAGGAAGGUGGCCCAGGACAAGAAAUCCCUAGGGGGUGAGCCAAAACGGGCCCCGGAGGGAGCCUUUCCUGCCUGGGGGCAGAGACGUUCAACAAUUCCGCAGGAUCCGGCCAGCUUUCCGCCAGUCUCUGGUGUGGGUCUCCUGGGGAAGUCCGGGAGACCCAAGGAGCUCAAGCACUGCAGCCCUGGGAAGAAAUCUGCGGGAAGAAAAACCAGAGAGUCCCAGGCUGCGGCCGGAGAAGAUAAUGACACGAAUAGAGAUGAGGUCCCAAGGGCCCAACUUCCCACACACAAGCCAGAGGUGAUUUCCCUGUCCAUGCCUCGUGGAGAAUGCAGCAGUGGGGACCCCGCCAUCAGAGCUCCCCAAGUUCCAGGAACCUCACAGCCCUCGGCCUUGAGCGUGAGACGUCUCGUACCCAGACCCCGUGAGUCUUGUGGGUUUGACAGGGGUGACCAUCGGCGGCCUGUCCGACCCCCAAGACCGGAAAGGGAGCAGCCGCCCCCGGGAGUCCCAGGCUGUCCUCGGUGUGUCUGGCUGCAGAGGGAAGUUGAGGACCUUAGGGAGCAACUAGGUAUGACGGAGCCCUGGCUGGGGCAGGGAUGGGCAGCGCUGUCUUUCUGCAGGUGCCGAGGGUGGGGCUGGGGUGCAGGUGCAGGCCGCAUCACAGGAACUGACUUUCCCCUGGAGAAGAGAACCAAGCAGGCCUGGCCCUGGAGCCUUCCGUGCCUUUCCAGCUGGGGUGUGCACAGACAGCAAGGGUCGUCUGAACUCCAUGAUGGAGCCAGCGUCUUCCUACAAGAUGUGCAGCUGCUACCUCUGGAGCCCCUGAGCUGCAGCCAAGCUGGUUCCCUCCGAAUCCUCUUCAGCCAAGGCUUCCUCUCUUCCUCUGCGCUUGCCCUCUUCCCGCCGCAGUUCACAGCAGUUUCAAAUAAAGUCAUUCUCAUAUUCUGUGGUCCGUGGUCUGCCCUCUCUGCAACUGUUGGAGGGCUGGGCGCGGGGGGCGGGGGAGGGUGGGUUGACGCCGGUGGCCUUUCCUGCAGAGUUAUUUCCGCGCUGUCGAGGAACACAGCAGAGCCCAUCCUCCCCUUCAGGGGCGCAGUCCUCCUUCUGGAGCCAUUCUGUCCCUCCGGUUCCACCGCGCGCACACAGGUCAUCUGGGCCAGGAACCCGCGCGGCAUCCUCAGUUCCUCUCUCGGCCGUCACCUUUGA
Molecule: messenger RNA, 2040 nt
Organism: Cebus imitator (Panamanian white-faced capuchin)
Lineage: Eukaryota; Metazoa; Chordata; Mammalia; Primates; Cebidae
Exons: 6
Coding region: 1-2040 (679 amino acids)
Source: RefSeq, a predicted model, not a curated record